Paramisgurnus dabryanus is the source of this 1049-nucleotide messenger RNA. It is a transcript of the gene styxl1, whose product is annotated as serine/threonine/tyrosine interacting-like 1. Gene Ontology annotation, molecular function: pseudophosphatase activity; protein phosphatase binding; protein phosphatase inhibitor activity. The record is from RefSeq and is a predicted model, not a curated record. Gene Ontology annotation, cellular component: mitochondrion. Gene Ontology annotation, biological process: positive regulation of intrinsic apoptotic signaling pathway; negative regulation of cytoplasmic stress granule assembly; protein dephosphorylation. Lineage: Eukaryota; Metazoa; Chordata; Actinopteri; Cypriniformes; Cobitidae.
UGUAGUCAAAUAAAUUUAUGUGCUAGGCUGUGAUGGCGGGAAAAGUACUCUGUGAAGCAACUUAUCUGUAUAACGUCUUAAAUCAAUACACUCGCCAGUCAAGGCUUGUAGAGAGCAACUAUCUUUGUCUGAUUGAUGCCCGUCCAGCAGAAUCAUUUAACUUCAGCCAUAUUAUCACUGCCAGAAAUGCAAAAUGGGAUUCUGAGGGAAAGUUUAUUAUGCCCAUAGAUGUUGAAAUUGAAAGUAUGAGGCACAUUAUUGUAUAUGACAGCCGAACACAAUCUUUAUUAGAUUCAGGUCCAGCCAUAGACUGUGCAGACAGCUUGGAAAAAGCAAGCCGCUUUCCCAUUCAGAUUCUUACUGGUGGCUAUGAAAAGUUUUCUCCAGUCUACCCUUUCCUGAGGACACACAAAAUUCUUUACACAAUUAGGGAAUUGGAAAGCAUGAAGCUAUAUCCCGUGGAAAUCUUACCUGGCCAGCUUUACAUGGGUGAUUAUAUGCAGGCAAUGAAUCCUCAAAUCCUCAAAGAUCUAAAAGUGAAAGCACUUGUCAAUAUCUCUGAUGAUGGCAGUUUAAUGUUUGAAAAGGCAAGCUGCACUGUAUUACAAAUCCGAAUUUCAGAUUCUGCAGAGGGGGAUUUGUUCAUUUCAUUUCAGAGAAUUUGUGCUUUUAUUGAUUCACAUCUCAGUACUGCCUCAUCUGUUAUGAUUUUCUCCACUUACGGGAUAAGCCGAUGCAGUGCUGUAGCAAUGGCUUAUCUCAUGCAUCAUCUAAAGUACACACUGAAGGAGGCGUGGAAUCAUAUUAAGCGAUGCAAAGCCAACAUGAGACCAAAUCGAGGAUUUGUGCAGCAGCUUUCCGACUGGGAACUUCAAACUCUUGGGGAGAGAGUAACGGACAUUUCAGAGCCCAACUACUGACUACAAUUAACAUUUUUAAGUUCUUACUUACACAGAUAACUUUGUUUAUAAAUUGAUGUAUCAUGUAAAGUAAUACAAAUAAACCUAUUAUACAGACAAUGGCAGAACGUGGCAAACAAUCCACAAGCA